ACCUUUGGUGUAUGCGGUGGUGACCUGUCUCCUCCUGCGCAAUCCAUGUUUUGUCUCUCUCCCUCUCUAAGGCCUUCUCUUCUCUCUCUCUCUCUCUCUCUCUCUCUCUCUCUACAAUUUCCUCUCUUCAUUUCACAGAUCCUCAAUUUUGAUCGAUGCUGAAUGGUGAUGUUUUUUGUGUUGAAUUUGGAGGUAGGGGCAAUUCUGGAAUGCGGAUUCGGCCAAUUUGAUCGAGUUUGAUUGUGUUGUUGAAUUUUAUCGUGCGGUUAAGGGGUGGUUGUAGAUGGCGUCUCCUCCAUUGCAGGUGGAGGAUCAGACGGAUGAGGAUUUUUUCAAUCAAUUGGUUGAUGAUGAGAUUGAUUCUACUCGAUCUGGCCCUGGUAUUGUAGAAGGUGAUGAUGCGGAUGAGGCAAAAGUGUUUAGGAAUCCAAGUAUUAGUGAAGUCGGUACCGCGGGAGUCUCGGCUGGAAACGUCGAGUCUGGGGUCAAUGUGGAACAGGGUAAUGGAGAUGGCGCCGUGUCCACAUUAUCGGAUACUGGGGAGGACGCUUUGGUUACGUCAUCAAAAUUUGUGACACCCGGUACUGUGAUUGAAUCUGGUGAUGAAGCAGUGGGGGAAGAAAGUUUACCGAGUACUAGCAUUGGUGAGAAUAGCGGGUCUUCGGGAAGAGGUGUUAAAGUGGUACAAUGGAGUUCGUUCAACUCAGAUUCUCAUCUUCAGGGUGGCAUCAUGUCGUAUUCAGAUUUUUUUAAUGAAUUGGGGGAUCGUACAAGAGAUCCAUUUGAUAAUGCAGUAAACCAAGAGAGUUCUGGGGCUGAAUUCAAUAACAUGAGCAGUGUUUCAGGAAACCCAGUUGAGGAUUUGAGUUCCUUGAAUUCCACACAACAUCAAGAAAGCCAAAACUAUGGGGUGGCUAGGGAGCAGGCAGUAGAUGGGCAGGAUUUGAAUAGUAGUCAGCACUGGGAAGAGCUCUAUCCAGGGUGGAGAUAUGAUCCAAGGACUGGAGAAUGGCAUCAGUUAGAAGGUUAUGAUGCAAAUGCUAGUAUGAAUGCUCAGAUAGCAGGUGAUGGGAUUGUUUCAAACCAGAGAUCCGAUGCUCACUAUUUUCAGCAAACCACACAGUCUCUUUCCAUCAUGGGAAGUGUGGCUGAAGAAUGUACAGGUGGUAGUGUACCUAAUUGGAAUCAGAUUUCACAAGGUAAUGUGGAAUACCCAGCACACAUGGUGUUUGAUCCACAGUAUCCUGGUUGGUACUAUGACACAAUUGCCCUAGAAUGGAGGUUGUUAGAGUCUUAUAAUCCAUCUGUAAAUCACUCAAUGACUGUCAAUAAUAACCAGCAAAAUCAAACUGGAAGUGUUUUGUCAGGUAAUUUCUUCACCAACAAGAGUCAUACCAUCCAUGAGCAAGUUGAAAAUUAUGGAUUGAAAGGCCUCAGUGGUCAAAGCCAAGUUGCAGAUUGGGAUGGAUCUGCGAGUGAUUACUGUCAGCAACAGAAGAAUAUUUGGCAAUCUGAGACAGUUUCUGAGAGUGAUGCAAUUGUUUUUACUGCAAAACAGCAAAUGCAGAAUCUCUAUGGUUCACAAUUUCAUGUGAACAAUUUUUCUAAUCAACAAACAGGUUCAAAAUCCUUGGGGAUAGGUGCUUCAUACGAACAAACAAGUCAUGGUUUUGAUGGCACUAAUGAGGUUUCAGGGUUUCAAAGCUUUACUCCUGGUGAAAACCUUUCUCGACACCAUAAUCAGACGAAUAUGGAUCUAAGCCAACAGAUGCAAUUUUCUCCUGCUUACUUUGAUGGACAAAAAUCAGUAAAUUUACCACAGCAGCCACAUCAGAGUGACACACAGUUCUCUUAUGCUCCCAAAGAGCGUUGGUCAUCUGCUGGACGACCUCCACAUCCAUUGGUUACUUUUGGGUUUGGUGGAAAACUCCUAGUUAUGAAAGAUAACGGUUCUUUUCUAACAAACUCUUCAUAUGGACACCAGGACUCAGCAGGAGGUGUGGUUAAUGUUCUCAACUUGAUGGAUGUUGUUGUGGGCAAAAAUGAUUCUUUGUGCACUGGAACUGGUGGUCGUGAUUAUUUCCAUAUAUUAUCGCAUCAAUCUUUUCCUGGACCUCUGGUCGGAGGGAAUGUUGGAAGCAGAGAGUUGAAUAAAUGGGUUGAUGAGAAGAUUGCAAAAUGUGAAUCUUCAAACAUGGACUAUAGAAAAGGCGAGGUCCUGAGGUUGCUUUUCUCUUUGCUGAAAAUAGCAUGCCAGUAUUAUGGGAAACUCCGUUCUCCCUUUGGCACUGACCAAGCAUUGAAGGAAAGUGAUUCUCCUGAAUCUGCUGUAGCUAAGCUCUUUUCAUAUGCUAAAAGAAAUGGUGUGCAACAUAGUGAGUAUGGCACUCUUACACGAUGCUUGCAGAACUUGCCUUCCGAAGCACAGAUUCAGGCUACUGCUCUUGAAGUACAGAAGCUUCUUGUCUCUGGUAGAAAAAAGGAGGCUUUAGGAUGUGCAAUAGAAGGUCAAUUAUGGGGACCUGCACUUGUUCUGGCUGCUCAACUUGGUGAUCAGUUUUAUGGUGAUACCGUGAAGCAAAUGGCACUUCAGCAGUUAGUUGCAGGAUCACCUUUGCGGACGUUGUGCCUGUUAAUUGCAGGGCAGCCAGCAGAUGUCUUUUCCAAUACUGCAAAUAUAUCUCAACAGUCUGGCCAGAUAUGGGCUGGGGCAAACAGUAUGCUAGAUGAAUGGGAAGAGAAUUUGGCCAUAAUAACUGCUAACAGAACAAAAGAUGAUGAGCUUGUUAUUAUUCAUCUUGGUGAUUGCCUAUGGAAGGAGAGGGGUGAGAUUGCUGCUGCCCACAUCUGUUACUUAGUUGCUGAAGCAAACUUUGAGUCAUAUUCAGACAGUGCAAGACUAUGUCUUAUUGGUGCAGAUCAUUGGAAAUUCCCCCGAACAUAUGCUAGUCCAGAGGCUAUUCAGAGGACAGAAUUCUAUGAAUAUUCAAAGGUGCUUGGCAAUUCUCAGUUUAUCCUACUACCUUUUCAGCCUUAUAAGAUUAUUUAUGCCCACAUGCUGGCUGAAGUGGGAAAAGUUUCAGAUUCUUUAAAGUACUGUCAGGCAAUUUUGAAAUCUCUAAAAACUGGACGAGCACCUGAAGUGGAAACAUGGAAACUGUUAGUAUCAUCUCUUGACGAGCGGAUAAGAACCCAUCAGCAGGGUGGUUACUCAACUAAUUUGGCUCCAACAAAACUGGUGGGUAAAUUGCUGACUUUAUUUGAUAGUACUGCUCAUCGUGUUGUUGGAGGUCUUCCCCCUCCUGUACCAUCAGCAUCACAUGGCAAUGUUCGACGUAGUGAACAAGUUAACCAGCCUGGAGGCCCAAGGGUAUCGAACAGUCAAUCGACGAUGGCGAUGUCUUCAUUAAUGCCUUCGGCAUCAAUGGAACCUAUAAGUGACUGGAUGGGUGAGGGCAAUCGACUGACAAAGCCUAAUAGAAGCAUUUCGGAGCCAGACUUUGGAAGAACUCCAAGAAAGGUUGAUUCAUCCAAGGAAGCCUCUCCUGAUAUAAAAGCAUCCAGUUCGGGGGCACCUUCUCGUUUUGGCCGUUUUGGCUCACAAAUAUUCCAAAAGACUGUGGGGUUGGUCUUAAGAUCCCGCCCUGACCGGCAGGCAAAACUAGGUGAGAAGAAUAAAUUUUAUUAUGAUGAAAAGCUCAAGCGAUGGGUUGAGGAAGGUACUGAACUUCCAUCUGAAGAAGCAGCCUUGCCGCCCCCACCACCAACUUCAGUUUUCCAGAACGGAAUGCCAGAUAGCAGCAUGAAAGAUGCAGCCAAAGUUGAAAACUCAGAGAGUAAUGGUGGGCCAGAAAUCAAAAGCCCAAAUUCUUCUGAACGGGGUUCUGGGAUCCCACCUAUCCCACCCUCUUCAAAUCAGUUCUCUGCUCGUGGGCGCAUGGGUGUUCGCUCAAGGUAUGUUGACACAUUCAACAAGGGUGGUGGGACAGCAACAAACUUGUUCCAGUCACCUUCAAUUCCAUCCCCAAAACCUGGAAUUGUUUCCAACCCCAAGUUUUUCAUCCCCACUCCAAUAGCCUCGGGAGAAGAAACAAUACAAACCACUAGAGAAAGCAUUCAAGAAGCCACAGGAACCAAUGAAAAUCUUUCUAGAUCUGUUAAGAACGAUGGAUUUGCACCUCCACCAACAUCAACAUCAUCAUCAAUGGCUAUGCAACGGCAUCCUAGCAUGAAUGACAUCUUAUACAACAGUAUGGGAACCACGGCAAAAUCCAACCCCUCUGUUAUUCCUCACUCCCGCCGAACAGCAUCAUGGAGUGGAACCUUUAGUGAUUCUAUAAGUCAGUCUAUAAGGACUGAUGUAAAACCGCUAGGAGAAGUACUUGGUAUGAACCCGUCACAAUAUCUGCCCAGUAACUCUUCGCCAAUGCGGUUUUCAGUGAGUGGCAAUAGUAUUGGGGAUGAUCUGCAUGAAGUUGAACUUUGAGGCAUCAGAGCUAUUGCUACAACUAGUGUAAAGUCCCAAUUUUUGUUCUCUUGUCCGGUCGUCCGUGAUAUGUUUCUUCAUCACAUUUUGCCGCAAGGAUUGGUGAUGGGGUUGAUGCAAAUGGGAAUGGUUUUUGGGAGAGAUUUAUAUACCCUCAAGACUCAGAUUCGGUUUGAAUAUCUGAGGUACAGCCAUUCCCUGGUGUUUUUUGAGGAUCCUUCUGUCCUUCAAAGUGAAGAGAGCAUGUUUUUUUGGUAUUGUUGUACAGGUCCAUUUGUUGAUUUAUCAGACAGCCUUGAUGAAGACAGAAGAGGACCUAAAAAGUGAGCACCCCUUCUAUACCUUCUCGAGGGAAGAAAAAAAAUUGCCUAUUGAAAUUGCAAAAAUAAUAUGUUCCUUCUUGCUUUUUUAUGGAUCAUAUUCACAACACAGAUGCUCAAAAUGAAAGGCUGAAAGUUUUGCAUUUUAACUUCUUCCUAGUUGGAAUAUGUACCUAGUUCCCCAAAAGUGGCAUUAUUUUUGUUCCCCCUUGGUGAUUGUCUCUCACUUUUAGAAUUAUCCUAUUGGAUAGAUAUAUAGCAAUAUGGAGAAUUUUUUAGCCCUA
Molecule: messenger RNA, 5090 nt
Organism: Vitis vinifera (wine grape)
Lineage: Eukaryota; Viridiplantae; Streptophyta; Magnoliopsida; Vitales; Vitaceae
Product: protein transport protein SEC16B homolog
Exons: 14
Coding region: 284-4486 (1400 amino acids)
Biological process (GO): autophagy; COPII vesicle coat assembly; Golgi organization
Cellular component (GO): ER to Golgi transport vesicle membrane; endoplasmic reticulum exit site
Source: RefSeq, a predicted model, not a curated record